UACAUUCGGGAGAAACGGAAGCUCAAGGGGAGAACAUCAGUAGCGACAACAAAACCUGGAAAACAACUCCCAAUAACCAGAAAAACAAUCCAGGAGAGGCUGAUUUACAUUUAACUGAUGUUGAUGUUGGGUAUGGAAAGGAGGAUUUAAGUAGCUCCAUUAAUUUAUGUGGAUCGGCUUCCACACAAAUAGGCACUUCAGACCAAGAUGAUGGUACGCACAAGACAUCCAAGGAUGUGUUCAAAGUACCAUCGAAAACACCUGGUGGCGCCUCAGAGGAAACAGUCCAAAGACUCAUAGGUUUACAAGGUAGAAUCACUAACUCGGAAAACUCUUCUGAUGACCGAUGUGCGUCAGCAGACUCUAACAGUGAAUUGACAGAUAGUGUUUCAAAGGAAGUUAGUGGCCAAGAGGAAAAAGAAAAGGUUGAACCACAAGUAGUAGCGAGUGAAGAACUUGACAGUAAUGGCAAAGAGGCUACAAACAGUUUGGAGGCUGACAAUAGUUUUCAAGACCUGUACGUAAAUCUUAUGUCCCCAGUUAUUCCAAAACUGACCAUGCCGAGGCGACGUCGUUCCAUCUCACUUGAGCGCAGCAUGGAGGAUGUCGGGGAUGCAUCAAGCACCUCCAAUGUAGCUGGGUCCUCAAAUGUCAAGGAUCACGAGAUGUAUACGCUGAUGGACUCAGAAAGUGCGACAUCGGAACCAAGCAGUUUAUCAUCAUCAGUCUCAAGGAACGAAGGAUCAGAAGAGAAAUUUGAUGUUACACCAAACGUCACUGUGGAAGAAUCACAGGGCACGUGCAGUACCAAAAAUCAGGAAAUAAAUACUUCGACAGAUUCAGUAUGUGUGACCGCACCACAAAGCAAGCCAUCCGCCUCAGUCUCAAUUACCCAGGAAGCUGUAAGGACCUCCGCUACUCAGAAUGAGAGAUUAGGGUUACCAAAGAACAUUGCGAAAGAAUCAGAACCUUUUGGAAGGGGCACUUCGAUGGAUCUUGACAAUUCGAAACGGGGUGAAUGUAACCCUAUGCCCCAAGCUAAAGGUUACGGGGAAGAUCAAAACGCGUGUGCAAGGCAAGGAAAUGUCUUCAAAGAAUCUGUAGAUACGCACUGUGAUACCGGAGAACCAUUAUCAACUUCUCCCUUGAAAGUAGAAACAAGCCGUAGCGAUUGCAUGAGUACAUCAUCAAGAACGGAUGUUAAAUCAGACGCGGAGCAAUGUAGACUGUUUGUGGUGAAUUCAAAAGGUCCACAUAAACAAGCCUCAGCCUUUCUUUCUCAAGUCUCGCGCCCCUUAGAGGAGACGUUGGAGCAGAACAAAGCAGUAUCAAAUUCUUUAGCAAAAAAUGGGCUAAAUGAAAAAAGGGCUUCUCCUAACAGUAUAAAAAAAUCCGAAGAGACAAACUUACUUCCGAUUCCUCGAGUUGCUCUGCGUUUUGAGAAUGGAGGCACUGUGGAGCUAAUGUGGGACUUACCUCCUGAUAGCAAAAUUGCGGAUGUAAAUUAUUUCGAAGUUUGUGCAAUAAUGGUGACUCUGAAUACACAGGGCCACCAGUUUGGUCGAUGGGUGAAAAUUGUAGAAACGAAACCAACUAAACUUCCUAUGGUAUAUAAAAUACGUAGUUUGUUGAGCAAAACGGCCUCACUUCAGAAUUUCGUAGUCCGGGCGAUUGGCAACAACGGACAACCUGGGCCUUACGUCUCACCAGCCGCUAUUUCAUAAUCAUGAUGUGUUUUGUUUGGGUGGUUAUUCGAUGCGUUUUACCCUGAGCAUUUUAUUAAUCCUGAUUCAUUUGCUCAUUGCUCGUCCUAAAAUUUUCAUGGUAGAACCUAUUGUAAUUGUCACUGUGUAGAGCUGGCCUACAGUUAAGGUUCUGUUGAAAACUAUUUUUAAAAAGAAAUGAGAAUAUGUGUGCUAAUUGAGCCCAGAUAGAAAAGUUUUUGUUUCAUAGUUAUAUUUUCAUACGGUUAGUGGAAAGAAAUACUUCUUAAAAAUGUUUCAACUCGGAACAAAAUUGAUCUUUUUGUUCUUUUUCGCUUUGAAAUUAUGUCUGGAAAGCGUUGUUUUAAAUAGUUUUGCCAAUAAAAUAUAUUUUGUCGGAA
Molecule: messenger RNA, 2104 nt
Organism: Stylophora pistillata
Lineage: Eukaryota; Metazoa; Cnidaria; Anthozoa; Scleractinia; Pocilloporidae
Source: RefSeq, a predicted model, not a curated record